CCUAAGUCGUAACGUAACGUAAGUCCCCGAAGUGCCGGUCGCUUUUAUCUUGAUUCUGUCUCGUCUUUAUAUUAAGACAUUACCUCAUUUUAAUUAUAUUGACUCAAGUUUGUUGUUUUCGUUGGAAGAAUUGUAAAAUGGGAGUUCCAGGCGUCAAGACUCCUGAAAAGCCCAAGGGAAGAAUGUUCGUUCACAAAAGAGAUGGCCGAAAAGAAGUGGUUCAUUUUGACAAAAUAACGUCUCGGAUCCAGAAGCUAUGCUAUGGGCUGAACCAAGACUUCAUUGAUCCAGCGGAGAUUGCAAUGAAGGUGAUAUCGGGGCUCUACCCAGGUGUGACAACUGUUGAGUUGGACAACCUGGCAGCCGAGACGGCCGCUACGUUGACCACCCGACAUCCUGACUAUGCCAUCCUUGCUGCUCGCAUCGCUGUGUCCAAUCUACACAAGGAAACCAAAAAAACCUUCUCAGAUGUGAUUGACGACCUCUACAACAUGGUUCAAGAGCUCACAGGACUUAAGACACCAAUGAUUUCUGAUGAAACGCACAAAAUAGUCAUGGAGAAUGCUGAUGUUCUCAAUUCUUCCAUAAUCUAUGACAGAGAUUUUAACUACAACUACUUUGGUUUUAAGACGCUAGAACGCUCGUACCUGCUCAAAAUCAAUGGCAAGGUGGUUGAGAGGCCGCAACACAUGUUGAUGAGAGUUGCCGUUGGCAUCCACGGCCGAGACAUCCAAGCAGCCGUUGAGACUUACAAUUUUCUCUCCGAGAGAUAUUUCACCCACGCUUCCCCCACUCUCUUCAGUGCCGGCACUCCUCGUCCUCAGCUUUCAAGCUGUUUUCUACUGGCCAUGAGGGAGGACAGUAUAGAUGGCAUCUACGACACUCUGAAGCAGUGUGCGCUAAUCUCAAAAUCUGCUGGUGGUAUUGGUGUCCAUGUCCACUGCAUCAGGGCCAAGGGAACGUACAUCGCGGGCACUAACGGAAUGUCGAACGGAUUGUUGCCCAUGUUACGAGUCUUUAACAACACUGCUCGCUACGUUGACCAAGGAGGCAACAAGCGACCUGGAGCAUUCGCUAUAUAUCUGGAGCCAUGGCACGCGGACGUGUUUGAGUUCAUUGCGCUUCGCAAGAACCACGGUGCAGAAGAGGUGCGUGCGCGAGACUUGUUCUAUGCUCUGUGGAUCCCUGACCUGUUCAUGAGGAGAGUAGAGAGUGACACAACAUGGAGUCUUAUGUGUCCACAUAAGUGUCCUGGACUCUCCGAUUGCUGGGGGGAGGAGUUUGACAAACUUUACGAGAAGUAUGAAAGUGAGGGCCGCUACGUGAGGCAGGUGCAGGCUCGCCAGCUGUUCUUCGCCAUCUUGGACGCGCAGGUUGAGACUGGUGUGCCUUACAUGUUGUAUAAAGACGCUUGCAACCGUAAAAGCAACCAGCAGAACCUUGGCACAAUCAAGUGUAGCAACCUGUGUACAGAGAUUGUGGAAUACACCAGCAAAGACGAGGUGGCAGUUUGCAACUUGGCCUCAAUUGCUGUCAACAUGUUCGUUAAGCCUGAUAAAACUUACGACUUUGCCAAGCUGAAGGAAAUCACUAAAGUGGUGACCAAGAAUCUUAACAAGGUCAUCGACGUCAACUACUACCCAAUCCAAGAGGCUAAGAACUCCAACAUGCGUCACCGCCCCAUUGGUAUUGGAAUUCAAGGUUUGGCCGAUGCCUUCAUCCUGAUGAGGCUGCCGUUUGAAAGUGAAGCCGCUCAGAAACUGAACACCCAGAUAUUUGAGACAAUUUACUAUGGAGCUUUAGAGGCCUCUUGUGAGUUGGCUGAAAAACUUGGAACCUAUGAAACAUAUCCAGGAUGUCCGGUUAGCAAAGGGAUCCUCCAAUACGACAUGUGGGGUGUGACACCCACAGAUCUGUGGAACUGGGGCGAACUGAAGGCUAAGAUAGCCCAACAUGGAGUACGCAACUCUCUGCUGUUGGCUCCGAUGCCGACCGCAUCUACUGCGCAGAUCCUCGGCAACAAUGAGAGCUUUGAGCCUUACACCAGCAACAUCUACACGAGACGAGUGCUCUCUGGGGAGUUCCAGGUGGUGAAUCACCAUUUAUUGAGGGAUCUCGUGGAGCUUGGUUUGUGGGACGAAGACAUGAAAAAUCAACUGAUACAAGAAAAUGGCUCCAUUCAGAAAAUUGAGGGUAUCCCUCAAGAGCUCAAGGACCUAUACAAAACAGUGUGGGAGAUCUCCCAGAAGACGGUACUCAAGAUGGCCGCCGACCGUGGAGCAUUCAUUGACCAAUCACAGUCUCUCAAUGUGCACAUCGCUGAACCCUCCUACGCCAAGCUAACGUCCAUGCAUUUCUAUGGCUGGAAAGCAGGUUUGAAGACUGGAAUGUACUACUUGAGAACCAAGCCAGCUGCUAACGCCAUCCAAUUUUCAAUCGACAAAUCAAAAAUGAAGAAAUCUGUUGGUGCUGAAGCAAACGGUUCGACCAAUGGAGACAGCAACUCGAGCAAGAAAGAAGAAGAAGACUCUAAAGCGUACAACAUGAGUGGGAUGGUCUGCUCCCUCGAUAACAAGGACGAGUGCCUAAUGUGUGGAUCAUAAACACUUGUAAAUCUGUGUAAAAAUGUAAAUACCAUAAUUUCCCACACAUUUUCACAUAAGUGCCUGUCCAGAAAAUUGCUUGGACUCUCCAUGAUUUCUAAAGCAUAUUUUUUUAGCUUUUGGAAUUUUUUUGUGUCUAAAGUAAAUUUGUUUAUGUUUAAGAUAUGUGAAGGAUAAAUCGGAAAUUGAAACAUGUUAUGUGUGUAAAAUUGAACAGAUGUGGCUAAAAUGUCUGGUUGUUAAACUAUGUAACUGUAGGAGUAUGCAAUACCUCGCUGUAAUAGCUGCAAUUUUUAGUUUUACACAGUGUUUUGUCCCAAAUGUGUGUUUUUUUAUUGCUGUGAUUUAUUACCAAAAGCUAGCACACGUAGGAAAUGUAAACUUAGCGUGUUUUUAUUGCAUAUAAAUACUGGAACCAGUUAUGUGUCUUUAGAAUUUCUUAUAUCUAAUAAAGUAUUCAUGUUCA
This is a messenger RNA of Macrosteles quadrilineatus (aster leafhopper), 3069 nucleotides long. It is a transcript of the gene RnrL, whose product is annotated as ribonucleoside-diphosphate reductase large subunit. Gene Ontology annotation, cellular component: ribonucleoside-diphosphate reductase complex. The record is from RefSeq and is a predicted model, not a curated record. Gene Ontology annotation, molecular function: ribonucleoside-diphosphate reductase activity, thioredoxin disulfide as acceptor; ATP binding. Gene Ontology annotation, biological process: deoxyribonucleotide biosynthetic process; DNA replication. Lineage: Eukaryota; Metazoa; Arthropoda; Insecta; Hemiptera; Cicadellidae. The transcript has 14 exons. The coding region runs from base 138 to 2603 and encodes 821 amino acids.